AUGGAUCAUGAAAAGUCUACCUCUUGUUGCUGCGUUCUUGAUGCUUCCACUUAUGUUGGUUUCUGGAUUCUCAAGAAAUUGCUUAGCAGAGGAUACUCUGUUCACGCAGCCAUUCGUAAAAACGGAGAGAGUGAAAUCGAGAAGAAGAUCAGAGAGAUGGAAGCAACAGAAGCGAGAUUAGUUGUGUAUGAUGUAGAUGUAUUGGAUUAUCAAACCAUAGUUGUCUCUCUCAAGAACUGUAACGCUGUGUUCUGUUGUUUAGAUAGCCCUGAAGGGUACGAUGAGAAGGAAGUGGAUUUGGAAGUGAGAGGAGCGAUCAAUGUAGUUGAGGCAUGUGGAAGAACAGAGAGUAUAGAGAAGAUUGUGUUUUCAUCUUCUUUGACUGCUUCGAUUUGGAGAGAUAACAUUGGAACUCAGAAAGAUGUUGAUGAAAAGUGUUGGAGUGAUCAAGACUUUUGUCGCAACAAGAAGUUGUGGCACGCAUUGGCAAAGAUGUUGUCUGAGAAAGCAGCUUGGGCACUAGCCAUGGACCGUAGGAUCAACAUGGUCUCUAUCAACCCUGGUCUCAUCGUAGGUCCAUUUGUCGCACAACACAACCCUAGACCCACCAUGUCCUACCUCAAAGGAGCUGCACAAAUGUAUGAGAAUGGUGUAUUGGCGUACGUAGACGUUAAGUUUUUGGCUGAGGUUCAUAUUCGAGCAUUUGAAGAUGUUUCAGCUUGUGGUAGAUAUUUCUGUUUCAAUCAAAUUGUUAACACAGAAGAAGAAGCUCUCAAGCUUGUUGAGAGUUUGUCUCCUUUGAUACCUAUGCCUCCGAGGUAUGAGAAUGAGAUGCAAGGAAGUGAAGUUUACGAAGAAAGAUUGAGGAACAAUAAAUUGAGCAAGCUGGUAGAAGCUGGCUCUGCUUGUUAA
Molecule: messenger RNA, 912 nt
Organism: Arabis nemorensis
Lineage: Eukaryota; Viridiplantae; Streptophyta; Magnoliopsida; Brassicales; Brassicaceae
Source: the annotation of a GenBank genome assembly